This is a messenger RNA of Folsomia candida, 687 nucleotides long. RefSeq lists its product as uncharacterized. The coding region runs from base 67 to 597 and encodes 176 amino acids. The transcript is spliced from 4 exons. NCBI's taxonomy places the organism in Eukaryota, Metazoa, Arthropoda, Collembola, Entomobryomorpha, Isotomidae. The record is from RefSeq and is a predicted model, not a curated record.
UCAUUAAGUGGUCAGCUCACAAUCUUCGUUGUCCUAAUAGAUCCCCGCUUACCAUUAUUUUAUACGAUGGCUGCCAAUUACUCGAUCAUCAUUACGGUCCUCGCUUUUUUAAGCAUUACCAUCUCAGCCGAAAUGGACAUUUCACAUAAAGUGAUUCUGACCGCGCAACAGUCAGGGAUGGAUCUAGUGGGGCAAAUUGGAACCAAACUAUUUUUCAUAACCGGCCUAAACGCCACAAAAGUCAACUGGAUGGAUGGGAAUGCCACCUGCGGGAGGGCGGGCCUCAAGUUCGCAACUUUCAAGUCCGAGGAGGAGUAUAGAUUUUUACGGGAUACGUUAUGGAACGUUGUGGAGCCUUCACGAGGAGAUUCUGACCCGUGGGUAGGGGGAUCUGUGAAAGGGCUCGUCACCGGGGACCAGGUUAGCUGUCGGGAGUCGUUCGAAUGGGAGGACGGGAGCGAAAUAGCUUCCUUCAACUUGAUGAACCACCCAAGGAAUUGGCUUUGCUUGUUCGUCAAAUUAUCCGAUGACGUAGUCUACACUGAUUUUUGUAUCAGCACUCAGCGCGACGUGGUGUGUCAGUUUGACUUCAACUAAAAAUACACCAAUAUCAACUUAUUGAUAAUUACUGGUCUACAUUAAAACCUGUUACGUGCAAGUUGCUAAUGAUUAUUAUUAAACUCUUGU